Messenger RNA from Phymastichus coffea, 976 nucleotides. Its product is annotated as putative gustatory receptor 28b. Gene Ontology annotation, biological process: sensory perception of taste. Gene Ontology annotation, cellular component: dendrite; axon; neuronal cell body. The record is from RefSeq and is a predicted model, not a curated record. Lineage: Eukaryota; Metazoa; Arthropoda; Insecta; Hymenoptera; Eulophidae. The coding region runs from base 56 to 730 and encodes 224 amino acids. The transcript has 5 exons.
UCUGGCGUCUUUGCUCGUUGCAAUAUCGGACUCCGUGAAUGACUUUGACUUUGCGAUGUAUUGCUUGAGCAUGAACAUCUGCCACUUCGUCGUGGCCUCGGUCGCGAUGCAGUACUGGAUCGUCGUGACGAUCGCCAAACAGCUGCGCGCCAGCCUGAACGCCAAGUUGUCCGGCUGCUCGAUGCACGCGGACGGCUUCGCCUCGGUCCUCCAAGUCGAGGAUAAGCUCUCGCGAUUCUGGCAAUUGCACGUGCAGCUGGACAAGUUGUCGCGCGACAUAUCUGCCUUCUAUUCGCUCAGCGUGCUGCUCACUGUCACGAAUGCACUGCUAGUGACGACUUCGGUCAUUUACGAUAUUAUCGCUAAACCAAUGGUGAUCAGAGAUGAUCGCCUCGCGAUAAGCGACUACCUUCGAGGAUUGUGUUUCAUCUUCCCGUACUUGUAUUCCGUCGUGAUGCUCACGUCACGCGCUACGGCAGCCGUCAACGAGAGUGAAAGAACGCGCGACAUUGUAGCCGGCUUGUUGAGAAAAUCACAAUCGCGAGGGAUUCGAGAUAAGUUGCGCCAGUUUUCCAUUUCUCUGCUGUACGGAGUCGUUGAGUUCACAGUCUUCGAUUUCUUCUCGCUGAACGGCUCUCUCGUUGUAUCGAUUGUGGGUUCUAUAACGGCGUACCUGGUCAUAAUACUACAAUUCCAAAGUGAAGAGUGCACGAGUCAGGACGAAUCCUAAAUUUCACCAGUUGCAGCCGCGCUACUCGUUCCCAUCAGUUUCAUCAUCAUUUAUCGUCGUAUUUCGAUAUGUCUGUUUGACCAGUCAGCUACGCUAAUUCAAAAUGUGAUGAUCAACAAGAACAUGGAAUUUUACAGGCUUUUCAUAGCAACACUCGUGAGGAAAUGCGAACUACGGAUACUGCGGAUAAAAAAAGAGCGAGUGUUAUCGCUCAGCGCUGCGCUUGUUUAAAAAGAGAUAUUCGCG